Molecule: messenger RNA, 1141 nt
Organism: Rhinichthys klamathensis goyatoka
Lineage: Eukaryota; Metazoa; Chordata; Actinopteri; Cypriniformes; Leuciscidae
Gene: bphl
Product: biphenyl hydrolase like
Exons: 7
Coding region: 132-983 (283 amino acids)
Source: RefSeq, a predicted model, not a curated record
CCGUGUUCGUUGUCCAUUUGUGUUGAAUCUGCUGAAGGUGAAAUCAAAGACUCGUCCCGAAACACAUUCGCAGAUUUGCUCGUUUCCCAGUGUUUAAACUUCAGGACAGGUGUUCAUGUGUUUCUGUUCUUAUGGCGACACUCGUUUACAGACAAACUGGACUCUUAAUGUCCAGCGUCUUCAGAAGAGCUGCAAUACAGAGACGCUUCUACGGUAAGUCUGUCUCCGAUAAGAUGUCCGUGAAUGGAGUGAAUCUGCACUAUCAUCGCGCUGGAGACGGAAAACACGCGGUUCUGCUGCUGCCUGGAGCUUUAGGAAGUGCUGAGACGGAUUUUGGGCCACAGCUGGAGCAGCUGGAUAAGAAGCGGUUCACUCUGGUGGCGUUUGACCCGCGGGGUUACGGACACUCACGGCCUCCAGACAGAGAUUUCCCGGAGAAUUUCUUCCACAGAGAUGCCAAGGACGCGCUGGACUUAAUGCAAGCUCUGGGCUUCAGGCGUUUCUCUCUGUUGGGCUGGAGUGACGGUGGCAUCACGGCUCUGAUCUCGGCUUCGUUAAACCCUGAACUCAUUAACCAGAUGGUGGUUUGGGGCGCCAACGCUUACGUGUCUAAAGAAGACGUUCAGAUCUAUCAGGCGAUGCGUGACGUGUCGUUGUGGAGCGAGCGAAUGCGCCGGCCGAUGGAGGAGAUGUACGGCGCUCAAUACUUCCGUCAGACGUGGGAGAGAUGGGUCGACGCGAUCAGCCAGUUCACACGCAAACCACAGGGGAACAUAUGUAUGGAAGCGCUGCCGCUGAUCUCUUGUCCCACGCUGAUCGUCCACGGGGCCAAAGACCCGAUGAUUCCCUCAUCUCACCCGCAACACCUUCAGCAGAACAUCAGCGGCUCGCGGUUACACGUGAUGCCGGAGGGGAAGCACAACCUUCACCUGCGAUAUUCCUCCGAGUUUAACGCACUGGUGGAGGGGUUUCUGUCCCCGUGAGCAGAUCCGGGCGCUCGGGGUUCAGUUACUGCGGGAAACGAGGACUGGGGACUUUUCUCUCGGGACUAAGAAGGUCAUUGAACGAUAACUGUGACUAUAUUAACAUGCAACAUCAGUGACGGAAAAUUACGAGAUUAAAGUUAAAUUCAUUAAAAGGC